Messenger RNA from Drosophila suzukii, 1511 nucleotides. Its product is annotated as zinc finger protein Paris. The record is from RefSeq and is a predicted model, not a curated record. Gene Ontology annotation, cellular component: nucleus. Gene Ontology annotation, molecular function: zinc ion binding. Lineage: Eukaryota; Metazoa; Arthropoda; Insecta; Diptera; Drosophilidae.
UUUCGCAGCUGGCUUUGGAUAGUGCUUAUCUUCCAACCUUCCUGGAAUUUUUAGAAUCAACUCGAAUUUCAGCAAGAUGGACCUUUCGCAAAUGUGCCGCGUUUGCCGGGACGAAUCCGACUGUCUGGUAGACUUGUUCGCGGAGUCGUGCGCCCUCCGAAGGGAUCAGGGGCAGGAGCCGCUAUUGGCCACCAUGUUAAAGGAGUGCACCGGAUGUAACGUGGAGAGGGCGGAUGGAAAGCCGCAAUUCAUCUGCGUAGAGUGCGCGGAGGCCACAAGGAACGCAUUCCGGCUGAGACGGCAAUGCCGGAAGAGCAAUCAGUACUUUGACCAGAUGCUAGAGAUGAUCAAGGAGCUGGAGAGCAUCGAAGAUCGCCUGAAAAUGGAGUCUGGAGGCAAUGAUUCGCAGAAACCCGAGUCCGGCGUCCAGGAUGGAGAACCUGCAGAACCUCAAGGCUUGGAACAUCUCUUAGUAGAACUCGUGGAGAUGAAGUACAAGUCGCUAGACACGCAGGAGCAAACCAAUGGGAGGAGGUCGGGAGAGCAAGAGCCAGACGGGAAACGCACUGCCAUGAAGAGGGCCAGGUCCUACUCGGAAAGUGAGUCCUGGAGUCCGGAAAGUGACUGCGCCAAAGACGACGAUGAUGAAAACUGGCCGGCUUCAAAGAAGAGCAAGGUCAAGAAGGGACGCGAUUUCUUUGUUUGUCUCGAUUGUAACCAGUCCUUCGUGCAUAAGGUACACUUGCAGACCCAUAUGCGCGUUCAUACGGGCGAGCGUCCGUACAAGUGCCCCCACUGUCCGCGAUCCUUCGCCCAGAAGGGCAAUCUUCACACCCAUAUACGACUCCACACGGGUGAGCGUCCUUACCAGUGUCCGCAUUGCCCCAACCGCUUCCGGCAAAUCGGGCAACUCCGUGUCCACAUCCGGGUUCACACUGGCGAACGGCCGUACAAGUGUCAUGAUUGCGGGCUUAGGUUCUCACAAAAGAACAGCCUGCAGAAACAUAUGUUCGUUCAUACAGGAGUGAAGUUCCAGCCGCAGCAACGAAGGAAAACGAAUAAAGUUUAAGAUGCAUAGAUGUUAAGACGUUCAUUAUUAUGUUUCCGUUGUCUUUCACUACACUACUUGUUUAUCAACAUAGAAUAAGUGGCAUGCCCAUUGGCAUAUUAUUAUUUUAUUCGUUAAUAUACUUACUAUUUCUUAUAGUACGUACUAUAUAUAUAUAAAGAAUGUUGCUCGAAUGAUUUUUUUUCGAAUAAUACACAAUGUGUAAACGAUUUAACAAGAUCUUUGUAUGAAUCUAUAUUUAAGGAUAGUGUUAGACCGUCAAUACAAUUCUCAUUUAUGUGCGGAAAGCCAUUUAAAACAAAGUUUAAAUAUUGUACGACAUCUUCGAAAUUCUCAUAGCUUUACAGCCAAAAAACUUGCAGCUAGUGCAAAACUCAUCAUUAACUAGCUUUAAGUGACUUCCAUUCUGUACAACAAUAAAUCAAUAUCUUUUGUUUUCAAA